Messenger RNA from Erpetoichthys calabaricus (reedfish), 9588 nucleotides. It is a transcript of the gene wtip, whose product is annotated as WT1 interacting protein. The record is from RefSeq and is a predicted model, not a curated record. Lineage: Eukaryota; Metazoa; Chordata; Cladistia; Polypteriformes; Polypteridae. Gene Ontology annotation, cellular component: transcription regulator complex; nucleus; P-body. Gene Ontology annotation, molecular function: transcription corepressor activity. Gene Ontology annotation, biological process: positive regulation of miRNA-mediated gene silencing; response to hypoxia; negative regulation of hippo signaling. The transcript is spliced from 8 exons. The coding region runs from base 1168 to 3174 and encodes 668 amino acids.
CAAACACGUGUUUUUUGGUUCAUUUUUAGGCGCUGACUGAUGGAUUUGCACUGCAUUCGUGGAUGGAUCCUCCCCUUCGACCAAAACUGUCGGGAUGGGCUUUACUCUUAUCUAGGAGUGGACUAGUGAUGGAAUAGGCAGAUGAAUGCUGGUCAGUCUUUCAUUUAUUGCGCGCUCAGUAGUAAAUCAUCAGCAGAAGGAUUGCAAUCUGCUUGAACUACCCAUAGUGCAGGCAAUCAUAAUUCGAGCAAUAUUAAAUUACAUCGUCGAAAUCGCAGCAUGAAAUAUGUUUGUCUUUUCCACUCGACAUGCGCAGAAUCGUGUGACUUAGCAGGCACUGUGAUCUCAUUGUACUCUCGUUUGCAACAGGUGGAAACAGAAGUAUAUGAGGUUUGCCGAGGUGCGAGCCCCCAGCGAGGCUGCCAUGUGACUUUUCUAUUUUGUCCCCAGGCUACGGGCACUGGCACUAAGUGGAAUUUUGCCCACGAUAAGUCGCGCUCCCUUCUUGUAUUUUUGAGGCUUCUCCUCUCCGCUUGUGUUCUGCUCUCCGGAGGCGCGGCGUUGCAGUGCUCCGCUCCGCUCGCAUUGUUUCGCUCGGCAUUAACUACAUUCCAGAGCGACUCACUACACCCCGUCUCCCUCCUCGCAUUCCUUCCACGGAAACAAGUCCCUUUCUUUUCUUCUUCUACUCUAAUCUCGGCAAGCAAACAAGCAUUGAAUUGCAGCGCCACCAAAGCGAGUCGGAACAUCGGCAGUCUCUUGUUUCCAAGGGAUUUUGUGCUCAUGCUACCUGGAAAGGAUUUUUCAGAGUCUCUACGCUGAAGGAAAGAAAGAAAAGGAAAGCUUCAGGAGAAAAUUCCUCCGCACAGCCCGCCAUUGACCGUAUUAGACCUUUCAACUUAUAAAGACUUAAAAUCAACAGACAUCCCUCGGUCUCCGAAAUCCACUGGGGAAGUGGGUGCUGUUUGAACCUCGUCUUUCCCUUUACCCCCAGGAGACUUUUAACGAGCUUAGAUGUGCGGUGAAGAAGUUGUAUCGCGACUAGCAGGACAACCAUCACAAUCCUCGGUGGUCAUGUACGGAGCUCACCGCACACUGGGACUGUGAUCUUAAACUGGCCACCAGUGAGGUGAACUGGGGUGCGCGCGCGCGCGCGGCGGCGGGGCCAUGGAGAACUACGGCGAGGACAUUGGGCUGACAGCCAGCAAGUUCGUGGAGGAGCUCUCACUGUACGACUCUCGCGGCGAUGGAUUCUACGGUGCCAGAAGCACUCUGAUCGCAAAGUCGGACUCCGAGGUUUCGGGACAGAUAUUAUGCCAGCAGAAAAGUACAAGAAUGAAUGGUAGCGCCAUGCCAUUCCCUCCCGGAGGCGAGAAUUACUUGGCAGCGUAUAAUAAAGGUCACAGCACUGCUGCUUUGCGCGGAGUGAACGGCGGCCGGGGUGCACCUUUGGAAACGUGCGUGUCUCAGAGAGAAGCACAAUUUUGCGAAGAUGGCCAGUGUACCAAAUCCGAAGUUGCCCUCCCAUGCUACGGCGAAAGGAUCCGAAGGUACUCUUUAGAGGCGCCUGGUCACAGGUACAGCACUGGCAGCACAUACGAGAGCGUAGCGCCUACGGCGUGCAAGCAAGGCUCGUACCCAGCGUACCCUGUUAAUAGAGGCAGCGCUACCAGUCCCAGGACCAGUCUGGCAUCCUCUCAGGAGCAAAGUAAACAUUCUAGCCCCAGGUCAAGCAUCAGUAGCCCUCGCUCGAGUCUGAUCGUGCCAGGGCAGGAGAAAUAUACCAGCAGCCCGCGGUCCAGCCUUGUACAAUACGAAGGCAGUACCGCCUUGAGCCCUCGAUCAAGCUACGCCAGCACGGCUAGCGAUGCCAGCAAGCAUUCGAGCCCUAGGGCCAGUCUCAAUAGCUACGAUUACGCCAGCAAGUCUAGCAGUAACCGCACCAGCGGCAUUAGCAUGGGCUAUGACCAGAGAUACAGUAGCCCGCGCUCAAGUACCGCGAGUCCUCGCUCCAGCUGCUCGGAUCCUCGCGGCGUGCAGUCUGGGGCUCCCGACCACGAAGCUAUUGCCGUCGCCACGCUCAGUCCACGUUCCAGUAUCUGCAGCCAAGACAGUAACUGCAGACCAGGCGGAGCAGUUGGAUGUAACCCUUGUGUGAUCAGCCCACGGUCCAGUAUUUCUAGCCACAGCUCUCGUAGCUCGAGGGGUUCAAUGAGCACCUAUCCGGAUCUACAGCAACCUUCGCCUCGCUCUUCCGUGCUCGGAAUAGGAUUACCGGAGGAGACCACUGCUCAAGACUUCGGAGAUGUUCACUCCAGGCUUCAGCAACCUGCGGACGGCGCUCCUGGAGUACCUGCGCAUUUCAAUUACGGCAGUCCCCUGAAAAGCAGUGCAUCAGCGCAUAAAUUUAAGCUUCCAUAUCAAGUGACCCCGACCAGGGAGAACGGUCCCAGUCAGGCUGAGAAGCGACUGGAGGCGCUAACACUGGAGCUGGAAAAGGAACUAGAGAUGCACAUGAAGAAGGAAUAUUUUGGUAUCUGCAUUAAGUGUGGAAAGGGGGUUUAUGGAGCAAGCCAGGCCUGCCAAGCAAUGGGAAACCUCUACCACACAAACUGCUUCACCUGUUGUUCCUGUGGAAGAAGACUGAGGGGCAAGGCUUUUUAUAAUGUCAAUGGAAAAGUUUAUUGUGAAGAAGAUUUUUUGUACUCAGGGUUCCAGCAAACUGCAGACAAGUGUUUUGUAUGUGGACACCUCAUCAUGGAAAUGAUCCUGCAAGCUUUGGGCAAGUCCUACCAUCCCGGCUGCUUUCGCUGUGUAGUCUGCAAUGACUGCUUAGACGGAGUCCCUUUUACAGUUGACGUUGACAAUAAUAUCUACUGUGUCAAGGACUACCACACAGUAUUUGCUCCUAAAUGUGCUUCGUGUCACCAGCCUAUCCUACCUGCACAGGGCUCUGAAGAGACGAUACGAGUGGUUUCAAUGGACAGAGACUAUCAUGUGGAGUGCUAUCACUGUGAGGACUGUAGUCUCCAGCUUAAUGAUGAAGAAGGUCAUCGCUGCUACCCCCUCGAAGAACACCUCCUCUGCCAUGGUUGUCACAUCCGACGUCUCAAGACCCAGGUGCCAGCACAUUCUGUGCCCCCAAGCUAUCCCCUCCAUGUUACUGAACUGUGAAGGCAAGCUAGCACAUGGAGAAAAGCAAAUCCUUUUGGAGGUGCAGUAUGUAAAGGGAAGGCACCCACAUGAAAGCCCUGGGAACAGUGCCUUGCCAGACCAGCCUUGAAUCUUCUCAUGCUUUUUCACAAAUUGCAGGAGUUUGUUGACAUGGAGGAAUGGCAACUCGAGCAGGUCACUGGGCAGAAAAAGAUGUUGGAAGAAAAGUGGUUGAUGUACAACAAAAAGUAAAUGAUUAAACAAUGAAAAAGAGGAAGAUUUAGAAGCUUUUCAUUGUUAAAUUCAGUGCAGAAAUAAGGACUCUAGUCAACUAACAUAGCUGGUUGACAAAAGCAGAUGCAAGACAAGUCAGUGGAUCUCAACACACUUACCAUGCCAAGUGAUACCACUCCUUUAUUAAGACAAAAAGCCACUCACUCACUACCUGGGUGUCACUGGGAGCAAAUUCAGAUCGGUUGCUGUGUUUUCCACUGCUACCUGCCUGGAUUUCAACUGCCUUAAAUGGAGUCUGAAAGUGCCAUACUGGUUACUGAGGAAAAAUCUGCACUUAAAAAAUAAUAAACCCAAAAUAAACAAAACACAAGAAAUGUUCAUUCCUACUUUUGCAAAAACACUUAAGUAGAGUUUAUUUGGCUAUGCAAAGGAACACUGUAUGCAAUUUAGCACUGUUUCACAUGUAAUCAGUCUUUUGUUUAUUUUUUAAUCCUUUAAGUUGUAAAAAUGGGCCAAAAUUUUGUGUUAUUUACAAUUUUGUAUGUAUUUUGCUUAAUUAUGCUUACGCCUGCAACCAGCAGUGGUCCAGCAUGUCAACUUAAACUUGUCUUAUAAUGUUGGAACAAAUAUUAGGUGUACAUAGAUUGUACAGUCGUUUUUUAUAUAUUACGGAAACUUUCACUGAAAUCUUAAUUUUUAUUUUAUUUUUUUCUGCAAAGAUGGGAGGGAGCUGAGAGGAAACUCAAUAGAAUUCUAGAAGCCUAGGUGUGCCUGCAAUUCUUUGUCUACUAUGAUUAAACAGUAUAUUAUAGGAUUAACUGCCAAUAGACGAAAUUCUUAAACUACCGUGUCAUAAAUCCGUGUGUGUGUACAUACAUAAAAUACAAACAUACACAUAGUCUAUACAUGUUUGUGUGCCAAUAUAUAAUAGUAUAUCCCCUGAGCAGUUGCAUUUCCCUGAAAGCAUGCACUUUUUGUAAUUGGUUGAUCUCAUCAGCAUUUCAGACCAGAAAGUGCAAGGUUCUUUUAAUUAACUCGGCAUCUGUACCAGCCUUAUACAGUAUUAAUGCUUCCCCCAGCACUACACAAUGUUUUAUUAGACAGCCAGGAGGAUUUGGCGAUGGCAGGAAGUGAGCAGACUUCAUCUGAAACCCUCUGAACAAAUCGGAGUUACAACUGCCGUCAAUUUUGCCAAGUACCCUGUAGAGUUUUAUUGUUCUCCGUCUUCAGGGGCUCUUUGUAGUUUUUGUGACAAGUUGGCCUAGACAUUUAUAAGCAGGUUUUUGGAUUGAAUUGAUAAAGCUGCCUUUCAGUUAGAACAGAAUUAGAUUCUAAGAGAGAGAGUGAAAAUAUAGGAUCAUGUAAUUUCCUCUAAAAUAACAUAAAGCAAGUCCGAAUUCAUAGCCUAUUACUUGCCGCUUUCUCGUAAUUCACCAGAGAGAAAUUUGAUCAAAAAUAUCUUCUGCAGACAACUAUAUCCAUCAAGGAGUCUUUAUGUAUAAUGUGGCUCUGCAAACAUUCCCAAAUCCAUUUAAUUCAAUUCAGAGUUACUGGGGGUCGAAGCCUAUCCUGGCAGGAAACAGCACUGGACAGGGUGUCAGUCCAUGUCACGACUCACUCAUGCACACCCCACAUGCCUCCGGUUUUGCUUCGCUAAUCAACCUAACUAGCACAUCUCUGGGUAUGUUCGAAGAAAACUGGAACCAGAUAGAAUGUGCAGACUCCACACAGACACCAACUGGGAGUCAAACCCAGGACUGUGAAUCUAUGAAAUGACAGCGCUACUCACUGCUGCCUGGCCUGGCAAAAUAUUCUUUAAAAAAAAUCUUCAUUGUAUAGAAUAAAAAACGUCAGUAGAUAGAUAGAUAGAUAGAUAGAUAGAUAGAUAGAUAGAUAGAUAGAUAGAUAGAUAGAUAGAUAGAUAGAUAGAUACUUUAUUAAUCCCAAUGGGAAAUUCACAUUCUUCAGCAGCAGCAUACUGAUACAAUAAAUAAUAUUAAAUUAAAAAAUGAUAACAAUGCAGUAGCUGUAUAACUUGCGAGUACAGAGUAAGCAAAACAAGCUAUGGUAUUAGGUAGGCUUUAAAUGAGAUUUUAUGGGCAUUGGAGAUGAGGUAAGUCCCGAAACUAAUGGAUUGUCUGAUACUGAUUUAAAAAAAAAAAUAGAGCAACAGUGAUAACAUAAUUCCUAUUCAUGCAUACUUGUAAAUUUUGUUAGGAAGAUAUUGUGAGUAAAUAUGGGAAAUGUAAGAACCGCCACCUAGUUGACAGUGUUAGUCUCUGUUGCUUUGUAAGAUUAGACUAUUCAUUUGGCCCAAGAUGUGUCCAUUUUGAUGACCGUUGUUUCAUUGAAGCCCUUAAUUCCCUUAGGCGAGGUAUAACUUGGUUGCUUCAGGUUUUAUCACAAAUUUUUCCCUGUAGCAAACCAUCAUAACAUAAUGUUUUAUAAAGUAAUCACAAAUGAUGCAAAAAUGCUUUCAGCAUACUUAAGGCGAGAGAUUUUGUUGCUUUUACCACAUAAGAAAGUAAAAGAUUGUAGAUAGGAAAACAUAUAUUAUAAUAUAAAAGGGUUCUUUAGCAAAAAAAAAAAAGUGUUAGAAGGCAAAUGCAAAUGUUGAUCAGUUAUAUGUGAACUUGUCAAUUAACCCGCUGUAUAUUUCUGAACAGUACUUAUGUGAAUUGACUGAAAUGCUGGACAUAUUUGUUUAAUGGUGCACACUUGAAUAAUUUUUUAAUUUUAUAUUAUGCCUUUUUUCAAAUGCCACAGAUGUUACAAAAGAAGACAUUAUCUUUAGAAAUAUGAUAUUUAACAGAGUUCCUUGUAUUUAUAUCUAGAGAAAUCCUGAAUCCAUCCGUAUUUCCAGUUUUAGUCCUGUCUCACCCUGUUUUUGUUGGGUUUUCAUCUCUACUGAGCUCUCAAUUUGAGGUUAACACCUUUAUUAAAGCAACAAAGGAAGUGAUUUCACUGUCUGUGAUGUCCCCCAUUAUGUUGACCACCUGGAUUAUUGUGUUCAUAGUUCAUGCUUACUGUGAAAGGAGCUUUUUUCCAUUAUAUAGUUAGGACUUUUAAACCAGCAAUGUUAUUCAGACUUCUGCUUCUUUGGGUAUGAAAAAAUAAUUUCUCUUAGUGUCAUGCUAUGUGACUUCUGUUUGGAAGUGAAGUAUGUGGUUGAUUCUAAUAGUAAAAAGAGAGAGCUCAGGCACAUACAUAUCCAGGCUGGAAUCAAACACGUUUUUCAUUUUGGUCUAUUUUUUUUUAUAGACCAUAAGAACACCAUGCUAAUCCUCAAAUACAAAUCUGCUUUAUUGGUUAGCAAAGAAAAGUGGAAGUAUCCACAAAGGUGAGACUUGGGUUUGAAAUUUGAAAAUCCCAGAAUACGUUCAGUUUAGAUUUUAAAUUCUGUUGGGCUUCAGCUAGCUUGUCAUCAUUUCUCGUGAUUAUUUUCCCAGCAAUCUGCAGUUUUUCACAUUGUGCUCACUGUUUCCUCUACAAGAACUCCAUCUCUCAUUUGAACCCUGAGCUGCUGCUGUUUGAUGCUAUCAUCUAGUGGAGGAGGUUAUAAUGACAGACCUAUGUCCAGUACAAAUGAAGACAAUGAUUCUAAUUCUAGUUGAUUGUUACUCUCUACUUAAGAGCUCAACUGAAAUGAAAAGCCGCAGAUGCAGAGGUGUCUCAGGACUGGAACUGUGAUGUUUGCCAUUGUAACUCCGUUGUGCAAAAUGCCAUUAUAUGCUUUAGCCUUGGAAGAAGGAACAAUGGCAUAAACCUGUGACAGUGGUUGAGCUACUGUUUUUUUUUUUUUUUUUUUGUACUUUAAAUAUGUUUGAGAGAACUCUCAUUUCAGUUAAUCACAUUGGCUUGAACGUUUUCAUAUGAUAUGAGGCUGCGUGCUGCUAUUUAUUUUUUAUUAUUAAUUUCUUUUUAUUGUUGCAUAGUUUGGGAUCUUCCUUGCAAGGAUAUCCAGCUCCGACUUAAUUUCAACAAAAUUGUGGAAUUGAAAACGUUCAUCGGCCUUUUAAGUAUUUUUCCAUGUGAGACAGGCUAAAACUGUGGAUAAUCCACCCUGAACUGUAGAACAAUGGACUGUUAAAUGUGCAAUGUUAACAUUUCAGGGAAACUGUCACUUCCAGAGUUUUUGCCUUUAUUGCUCUUUAUGUUACUGAGUUGACACUUGCCUCAUAGGAGGCUGUUAAUGACAGUUGCAUUCACAAAUUUGACUCAAACCUGUGUCAUGGUACUUAAUUUUUAAACUUUCACAAAGUUUUAACAAUUAACCAUUUGUGAUGCUUGGAUAUUUGGACUUUCCUGUUUUGAGUGGACUGUCCAACACCUUCUGUUGCAUGCGUCACAAAAACCAGUCUAGCUCUAUUUAGCUGAAUGUGGCAGAGGAGCUUGCAUAUGCCACCUGGGUUCCUGUAGGUUUCUACCCAGUCCAAUUGAACUUAUCAGGUAUGACCGUAUAAAUGAGGUGUGUGUUCAUGUGCCACUUUUAGGAUAAGCUCCUGCUGCAGUUAACUUCAGCACGCUCAUCAGCACAAAUAGAUAAGAACUUUUAAAAGUGGAAUGAUUCUAGAGGCCGAAGGCACAUACAGUAUCUAUCUAAUGCAACCUUAAAAGUGUAGGGAGUUGGAGCCCAUUGUAAAACAGGUGCCAACCCUGGAUGUGGCACUCUCGCAUACACCCACUUAUACUGGUACAAUUUAAAAAGUCAGGAGUUGGUUAAUCUUUUUUCUACAUGGAAUCACAACUGCAGCCACUAUUAAGCCCACCAUACAGGAAGUGUAAUUCUUAAUUGGGUGGAUGUCUGCUUGGUUUUACUCCUAGCUAUGGUUGUUUAUCCCAGACCCUUUAUUCCUUUAUAUUAAGAUCAAGGAAUUCUAGUUCUCAGAACCCAAAAUAACCCAAAUUUAUAUAGUUCAACCAUCCGGAGUGCUUCCAAAAUUAAAAAAAAAAAAAAAAAAAGAUUCCUGAUGGUGUCGUAGUCUGCCUUUGUGUUAAUCACUGAAAAACAGAAAGAUAAAUAUCUGUAAAUGACUUCUGUGCUAAAUGUUAUUUAAAUGAUUAGUAAUAUUAACAUGCCCCUCUUUUAAAUUAAUGUGUUAUUUUGUAAUACUUAGUUUUAUGACAUUAAAGCCUGAAUAGAUAUUCAAGCACAUAUGCAUUACUGAAUACACAUCAUCUAUUUUUUGGGGUUUUAGGGGCCUGGAGCCCAUCCCUACGGUAUCAUGCACAAGGCACAAUCCUGGGCAUGAGGUUAAUGUAUUGCAGAGCACACCGUUGAUCACUCACUCGCUUGUUAAAUAUUAACAGUCGGUCAUCAAUAAAGAAUUCUUUGAUUUCAGUGCUUUCUAUUUCAGCAAAUUUUGCGCAUGUAAAAUGUCUUUAUUCUCGCCUCGCUCGAAGUGCUAGUGUUGUGGUGAUUGUUGACUGAGCUGUAUCAUUCAUGGAGUUGUUGUACUUGCAUUUGUCUGACUGCGAGCAGUGAGGCGGCGUCUGUCCACAAGGAGGCCUCCACCUAGAAAAGUGUAGCCAGGGAGUGGAAUGGUGCUGCUGCGUGUAGAUCUGUAUGAGUUCUGUCAUUUCAGACAUUUUAUUAUUUCCAAAUUUAUUAGAAACUGAUGAUCAAGUUUUGUUCUUGAUUUGAAGAGAUAGGACAUGAUGAAAUCCUGGAAAUGUUUUUGAUGACCUGUAUUGUGUUAAUGAAGGUAUUGUUUAAAUAGUAAAAAUGCACUUUUUGCCCACAAGCACAGUUAGACUUUUAAAAACUGAAAGUGUUAAGUUGUUUAUUUAUGAGUAACCAGUCCUUGCUUUCAUCCAAACCAGUUUAAUGUUUUCCAUAAACAAAGAGCACCCAUCGCCCCCCCCACCGGAUUUUUGCCUACCUGAAGAAAAUACAUUGACAGACAUUUUUUUGUAUCUGUUACCUCCAGUUCAUACAGUAAUGUUCAUUUAAUGUUUUGUUUUGUUGCGAUUUUGUGUUUCAGCCCAAGCUGUACUUCUGCUGUUGAGUUCUCCCAGCUAAUGUGUCUGUCUGUCAUCAUGUUCACAAUGUGAUUCUCUAGAUUAUUGGUGGGAUGCAAAAUUGUAGAGUUAUUUAUCUGAAGUUGAGAAAUCUAAAGUUAUUUAAUACGUUUAAAGUCAAAAGUGUCAUUUAACCUUAGAUGAUAUAAUCUGCUUUUUCAAUAAAAGUUUUGUAGUUAA